UUACAACUUAAGAGGGUGUACAUCCUGUGUCGUGCAGGCAAAAAGAACAGGCGAGAGAUCUUCGACAGUUCGACUUCAUGAAUUUUGAUGUUCAGAAGAGUUCGGAUACUUUUAUGGAUGAAGUUAAAGACAUUUUGGGGGGAAAUAGGCUUGAAGAUGUGACUUGGCUUUGUUCCCUCUCUGAGUCAGAGCUUGAUAUGCUGAUAAGCUUAAAGAUAAUGCUCAUCCAACGUGCAAAAGUAAUUGGCCAUGAAAGUCUAGCUGAAAAUUUUGAUCUGAAGAUACUUCGAGCCCUUGGGUUCAUUUUGAUGGAAUAUUUGAAAGGAAAGGGUAAGGAUUUAUCACUUGGUCCUGAUGACCCUGCUGCGUUUAUGGAUCACUGCAAAUUAUUGAAAUGUAAUGUUGAAGAAAUUGUGAGCCUAGAAGAAUUAAAGGCACUUAUUGGUCCCGACUCCAAGAAUAGACUGGCAAAAAGGCUUGAUAAAAUGAAACCCCAUCAUGGGGCUCAUGGGAUUCCAAUGGGAACAAAAAGGGGGAGGAGAUGGGGAUGAAGCCAAGAACUGGGAAUAAAAGUCUUUGUGGAUUUGUUAAGUCAUUUCUGCAAUCUUUCUUCCCACCUGACAUUUGAGAGCAUCAGUUUCUUGCUGACCAUGCUUGGUUUGUUUGUUCCAAGGAGCGCAUGGCAAUAAAGUGUAAAGGGGCCCCAAUGUUCACCAAGAUCUGUAAGAGGUGUCAUUUCAUCUUUCCUUUCCUUGUAGAACCACUCCAUCCAUAUAUGUCUAUUUAUUAGGUUACCAGAAGAAAAAAAAAAAAAAAGCUUGUGGCCUUGAGCACUUGAGAUGUCCCCAUUUGUUGUAAAGCCCACUUGCUUCCCACCCCAGAAGAUUUUUAUUAUUAUUUUCUUAUAAUUAAAAUCCCUAUCAGAGU
Molecule: messenger RNA, 927 nt
Organism: Juglans regia (Persian walnut)
Lineage: Eukaryota; Viridiplantae; Streptophyta; Magnoliopsida; Fagales; Juglandaceae
Exons: 5
Coding region: 78-551 (157 amino acids)
Source: RefSeq, a predicted model, not a curated record